This is a messenger RNA of Bombus impatiens (common eastern bumble bee), 2758 nucleotides long. RefSeq names its product calnexin. Gene Ontology annotation, molecular function: calcium ion binding. The transcript is spliced from 10 exons. The coding region runs from base 623 to 2431 and encodes 602 amino acids. Gene Ontology annotation, cellular component: endoplasmic reticulum; endoplasmic reticulum membrane. Gene Ontology annotation, biological process: protein folding. NCBI's taxonomy places the organism in Eukaryota, Metazoa, Arthropoda, Insecta, Hymenoptera, Apidae. The record is from RefSeq and is a predicted model, not a curated record.
CAAUUUACCAAAAACUAUAAUAUUUAAUAAUCGUUUCAAUAAAAAACAAACCCUUUUGCAUAUAAAUUCCCUUUUACGGCUAUUAAAGCAAAAAUAAAAUACAAAUUAUCGUUUAUUAGAAUAUUUUCUCAUUUUGGAGGAUUCCGCAUUUUGUAUUGGGAAUCACUGUGGUGUGGUUUUACUGUACGAGGUUCAAGGGGAUCAGUAAUCGGUAUGUUACAUUAAUAUCACACGUCAGAGAAUGUACGAAUAGAAAUACAAUUUCCUUAAAGGUCAAUCAAUUUUCCUCUUCAGGUAAAAAGGAGAUCUAUAAGAGGCUAAAUCGAACCUAAUAUUUUUAAAUACGUCUCAGUCGAAUUGUCUUUCUUUAUUAUUUUAAUCCGCUGCUAUAACCGCGGGAUCAUUUAAUAAUUCAAUUAAUUUAAUUAAGCGGGGCACUAUUUUCCAUUGCACGCCUCGUUUUCGGUAUUGUUGCUUUUUGAAAUACAGCUACAAACGGAUAUUUUUCUCCUAUAUAAUUGAAUUACUAUUAUUACUUAAUUAAAUUACCCACGGAGCGACGUUUUUCUUUCAUUCUGUUCACUGAGAAAUCAAUGCACGUCGACUGAAUUUGGAAUAUGAGAUGGCCAGGCUUAUAGCGAAUUUAAUUAUAUAUUUAUGUCUGCUGUGUAGUAUUAUCAAAGCUAAUGAGAGUGGUGAUAGCAAUGUUCAGGAUACAGCGGCUAAGGUGGUUUAUAAGACACCCGAAAUUUCUGGAUUCGCAUAUUUAGUAGAGACCUUCGACAACGAGGAGAAAUUUAAGAAAUCUUGGGUCUUGUCAGAAGCCAAGAAAGACUCUGUUGAUGAAGAUAUAGCGAAAUAUGAUGGAAUUUGGUCCAUAGAAGAACCUAAAGAGCAUGCGCAAGAGGGAGAUCUGGGACUAGUCCUUAAGAGUAAAGCUAGACAUGCUGCUAUAUCCACUACAUUAUCCAAACCAUUUUACUUCGGUGAUAAUCCAUUAAUUGUACAAUACGAAGUAAAUUUUCAAGAAGGCCAAGAAUGUAGUGGGGCUUAUUUGAAAUUGCUUACUCUGGAUGCAGAGCAUCAAGAUUUAAAGAAAUUCCAUGAUAAAACUCCCUAUACUAUAAUGUUUGGUCCUGAUAAAUGUGGAAACAAUCACAAGCUGCAUUUUAUCUUUCGACAUAAAAAUCCUCUCAAUGGUUCGAUAGAAGAAAAACACUGUAAGAAACCUAGAGAGCGCUUGGAAGAUUUUUUCAAAGAUAAGCAGUCUCACCUAUAUACUUUGAUCAUUCGUCCAGAUAAUAGUUUUGAAAUCAAAGUCGAUAAUAAGGUAGUAAAUUCUGGAUCUUUGCUGGAUGAUUUCACUCCACCAGUCAAUCCACCUUUGGAAAUAGAAGAUCCUACUGACGUUCAGCCAGAAGAUUGGGAUGACAAGGAAAAGAUCCCUGACCUAUCAGCUGUUAAACCAGACGAUUGGGACGAAGAUGCUCCAGCACAGAUCGUCGAUGAAGACGACAUCAUGCCUGAAGGAUGGCUCGAAGACGAAUCACCUAUGAUUCCCAAUCCUGACUCUGUAAAACCUGAAGAUUGGGAUAUUGAAAUGGAUGGAGAAUGGGAACCUCCAGAAAUUCCAAAUCCAAAGUGUGCAGAUGCACCAGGAUGUGGACCAUACAAGCAAAAGAUGAAAAAGAAUCCUCGAUACAAGGGCAAAUGGUCACCACCCUUAAUUAACAAUCCUAAUUAUAAAGGCAAAUGGAAGCCAAAACUAAUUCAUAAUCCUAAUUACUUCAAUGACCAACAUCCAUUCCGGAUGAUGCCUAUUUUUGCUGUGGGCUUUGAACUUUGGUCGAUGUCUACGGACAUUCUCUUUGAUAAUAUUCUUGUUGCUGAUGAUGAAGAAGUAGCAAGAAAAUGGGCGGAAGAUACAUUCGAAGUACGUCGGGCUAGAAUCGAGAAGGAGAGUGUAACUUUAUGGGGUCGCAUAUUAAAAGUAACAAAUUAUAAACCAGGCUGGUGGGUGUUGUAUUUUAUAUACUGUGCAGUACCAGUUGUAUUAUAUAUUUGGUAUCUUCUGAAACGAGUUCGUGAGUAUAGUGUAUGGCAUCAGAUUGGAGUAUUUGCUGCGGAACAUCGCUGGAUAUGCGGUACAUGUAUAAUAAUUCCUGGCUUCGCCAUAUUGCUAAUAAUAUAUUACUGCUGCUUAGCUUCUCAGGAUAAAUAUGAUGUAAAAGAUGAAGAUAAACAACCUUUAGAAGCAAAUGAACAAACAGCACAGAAGCAAGAAGAAACAGAAAAUCAGCUACCUAAUACUGAAGCAGAGGAAGAAACUGAAAAGUUAAACGAAAAUGAAGAAAUAAUAGAAAGUGAAGAUAAUGAUAAUCCAGCAAUAGGUGGUGAUGGACCACGACGAAGAAAACCAAACAAAGACUAGAAUGAAUUAAGAUUAUAUGAAAGGAAUUCGUACUACUAAGGUACAGAUUACAAAUUUAAAUAAGUGUUCAAAGGAAUAAAUUUAGGGACUAGUAGAAGGAAUACUGGAAUUCUGUGUACAAGACUUACAAGUAGGCACUGCACGUUGUGAAUUAUGUCCAGCAAGAACAGUGUGUGCACCCAUGCAUCUUGUGCAUAAUACCUCUCCACAUGACCAACAGUGAUGCUGAAAAAAAGAGGAAGGAAAUAUAAUUCUAAUUCUAAAUUAAAUCUUAAGUUAUAAUAUACAUUUACCUUUUUAUUAAAUGCGUCAAAUGUAGUAGAACAU